AUAUGCCAUAUGGAGGCUGGAGCCGUCAGCCGGGUGUGAAAAUAUGUGAAUUGAUGGCGGCGAAAUUCUAUUUUACUUGUUAACCUUCUUUUUAACUUUUUAACUCGGUACUUAAUUUUUAGAAAAAUAUAUAAAUUGUUAUUAAAUGAGAAACAAAGAUAUUAAUUAUGGACACAUCCAAGAGCAAUGAAAUAAACAAUGGUUUGCUGAAUCGACAGGAUAAAAAGGAGCUACGUGUCCUUUUAAAAAAUGAAGAAAUAUAUAGCUGUCGAAUCUGUACAAGAGGAUAUUUGAAAAGUGUUGACUAUAAAAAGCAUAUAUUGUUACAUGUAACGAGUGCCUUUGUUAAAUUAAGAAAGCAAAAAAUAUAUAGAUGCAAAUUAUGUCCAGCUGGCUUUCUUAAAAGUGAUGAAAAAAAUUUACACUUACUUGAUCAUGCUAAGGAAACUUUUAUGAAAAACCGUAAAGAAAAGGAAAUUGCAGAUAAACAUUACUAUAACAAAAAUAUAGUUAGAAAACAUGAAUGUCCGGAUUGUUCUAGAAAAUUUACCUCUAUUAAUGUACUGGAAGAACAUUCAAAGCUGCAUCAGCCAUUUCCAUAUGUAUGCUUCUGUGGAAUUGCAUAUCUCAGAGAAGUUGAUUUUAAGGGCCACCAAAAGCUUAUCCAUGGUAAUAACAAUAACCAGUUAAUAACAAAAACUGUUAAGGAAGAACCAGCCAAAAAGAUGCCAAAAGUAAAAACAAAAUCAAUAAAACAUAUUGCUAAGAAAAUCAAGAUAAAAAUUAAACAUGAUACAAAUGAAAAUGUGGAGUGUUCAGUUUGCUGUAAAAUUGUUAAAAAACAUUAUCUACCUCGUCAUAUGGAUAUACAUUUAGAUAAUAAGGCAUUUAAAUGUAAUAUUUGCAAUAAAAGUUUUAAGCAAAACUGCGGCUUGUACAACCACAUGUCCGUACAUAAACCGAGACAUCAACUUCCCUGCCAGUAUUGUGGUAAAGUGUUUAAAUACAAAUGCAAUUUGAUUAACCAUUUAAACACGCACACUGGUGUAAAACCUCAUGUGUGUAAGUUUUGUAAUAAACCAUUUGCUGAUCGAUCUGCUUUAGUGAGACAUGAACGAAUUCACAAAAAAGAAUAUAAAUAUUUUUGUGAUAAAUGUGACAAAAAAUUUACAGAUAUAAGUGGUCUGAUUGGGCAUAGAGUACAACAUAGUGGAAAACAAUAUGUUUGUGAGAUAUGUAAUAAGUCAUUUCACACCAAAUAUAAUUUAAUGAAACAUUUAACAAUUCAUAUUGAUGUAAAGAAAUUUGAAUGUGACUAUUGUAAUAGUAAGUUUACAUUAAAAGCAUAUCUUUUUAUACAUAUAAAAACGUGUAAGGCGAGAAAAGCACAAUCAAAGGAUUAAUUGUUUUGAGCAUACUUAGGAAACCAACACUGCUGUGUGAUUUGUCAUGUUGCAAAAUCUGACCAGCUAUUUGAACAGAAAAUUGUAUCUGUAAGGGUGCGUCCACAUGUGAGCCGUAUGCGAGCUGCGCGCUUGCAGUCACUGCAGUGGUUUGGUGCUCCUCUUUAGCGCAACUCAUGCAAGGCUCGUAUAAGCCGUGCGCGCACUCAAUUCUCGCGCUUAUAGUUACGUUUACUGGCGUGAGCGGAAUAAAGAUGCGAGCCGCCCGCGGGCUGAUCGCGUACGGCGCGUACUGCGCGCGAGCGGCGCACGAACAAACAUAGUAACACAACAACAAGAAUAGUAACAAAUGGAUAAAUAAGUCAGACUUUGCUUACAAAUAUUUUCACCAAGAUUUAUGGUUUCUUCAUUCCUUUGUUUAAAAAUGUAUUGACUGAUUAAAAUAUUUUAAUUA
Pieris napi is the source of this 1857-nucleotide messenger RNA. Its product is annotated as zinc finger protein 569-like. NCBI's taxonomy places the organism in Eukaryota, Metazoa, Arthropoda, Insecta, Lepidoptera, Pieridae. The record is from RefSeq and is a predicted model, not a curated record. Bases 168 to 1403 code for a protein of 411 amino acids. The transcript has 4 exons.